Trichogramma pretiosum is the source of this 5367-nucleotide messenger RNA. RefSeq names its product polycomb group protein Psc-like. The record is from RefSeq and is a predicted model, not a curated record. The coding region runs from base 1272 to 5063 and encodes 1263 amino acids. Gene Ontology annotation, biological process: negative regulation of transcription by RNA polymerase II. Gene Ontology annotation, cellular component: PRC1 complex. Gene Ontology annotation, molecular function: promoter-specific chromatin binding. The transcript is spliced from 6 exons. Lineage: Eukaryota; Metazoa; Arthropoda; Insecta; Hymenoptera; Trichogrammatidae.
CGCUGCUGCCAACUGUGAGCUGCAUGUUUUCCAUUUCGCUACGCGUCAAUUAAUUAUCCGCGGCAUAUAAAUAUAGAAAAUGUAAGAGUCUCGAACGGUCGAGUCUCAUCGUUGACGAGUGCGUCCGCGGCAUCGAUUGUUUUUCCUCCUCAACUUUGCACUAUCAUUGUGUACGCACGCACUUGUAUUCUCCGCCUGCAUGUUGGCUGGUCAGUAGUAGUGCAGAGGCUGUGCUGCAGCAUAGUAGCGCGCAUAUAUACAUACGGUGACGUUCAUAUAUUUUUAUAUGCGUGUAUGUAGAAUACCUAGAAUCAGCCAGACAGAAACAUCAAACAUAAAAGAAAGUGGGAUACUGCGGGGAACGGGCCAGCGCGCAGUCUCAGUAUCCCCUCGCGGCUCGGCUCUUCGCGACUCUCUUAACCAACCGAACACGGAGCUGCUGAGCCAGCGCUUACCUAUGUCGUGCACUCUCCGUAUCUAUAUGUUGGUGCACCACUCAACGCAGACUGAAGUCUGAAAAUUGAACAACAGCUCUCUCGGCGACUCUGCUGGCCUCAGUCUUCGCGGACUGUGAGAGAUGCCCGCGCGUUGCUCGCUGCUGCUGCUGCUGCUGCUGCUACUGCACCAGUAGCCUAUGUCUGCGUUUUGCGCGCCUGUGUGCGUGCCUACGUCCGUCUGUGUGUUGUUGGCCUAUUUAAACCGCGAUGAAUUCCAACAACUAGUGACCAGUGACCACUACUGCUCCGACUUGAAUUAUCAGCUUACACUCGAUUGACUUUAACGAGCUCACCCGCGAUCUGAAGCACACAUUUUUGUCGAAUGUAACAUACACCUACGACGUCGUCGUCUCGCCUCGACCUCGUCGUCUUCGAAUCGCGCAUUGGUGAUCGCGGAGCUUCGACGUUGCAUAGCAGUGCUCCUGAGCUCGAUCACGACUCGUGAACUGCGCUUGAAAUUCAAGAUCCCGAAAUACGGCCGAGAGUUGCAGCGGCUAACGGGUUUUGUGCGCUUCUAGUGCAGUAGUAGUGUAAGCAAGUUGAAGUUUUAGCGACAGGCUGCGGGACACACGCAUCACACAAACAGAGCAACAGCGAAUAGCUGACAUGGCUUCGUCAUCUCGGCUGCUAUUACUCGGCCCGAUUAUGACAGUCUAUUUCUUCUUCUAGACUCCUAUCACACAAUAUUUUUGCACUUACUGCAAAUCGAAUGAAAUUUCAAUAACCGUGCAUCGCGGCUCAUAUCGAAAAAAAAAACACUUGAAAUCAUCCAUAAUGUCUGGCCAAAGUGGAGGAAAAAGGCAGCGUCUGGCUGAGCUUAAUAGUUUAUUGACUUGUAAACUUUGUGGUGGCUACUAUAUUGAUGCUACCACUAUUUCAGAAUGCUUACAUUCAUUCUGCAAAAGCUGUAUUGUAAAACAUUUGGAGACAAGUAAACAAUGUCCUGUAUGCAGCAUAGUAAUACACAAAAGUAAACCUUUGUUGAAUAUUAAGCCAGAUUUAAUUCUUCAAGAUAUUGUUUAUAAAUUGGUGCCUGGAUGUUACCAAAAUGAAAUGCAAAAACGUAAAGAGUUUUAUGCCAAAAAUCCAGAGGCUAAAAUUCAUCUUAUUUCACCAGAAGCUAGAGGAGAACCAGAAGAUAGUUAUAUUUAUUCUCCAGAAGAAUCACUCAGCCUUUCUCUUGAGUACUAUAGCCCUGAAACAACAAAGGAAACAGAAAAUAUUGAUAAUCAAGAUGCAGCUAUAAAACACUUACCUAGAAGGUAUUUAAGGUGUCCAGCUGCAGUAACGGUUUUUCAUUUGCAAAAAUUGAUAAGAGCCAAAUAUGGUUUAAAUGAAACUCAUCGAAUAGACAUAAUUUAUAAAGAAGAAACCCUUUGUGCUUCAUAUACAUUAAUGGAUAUAAUGUAUAUUCAUCAUUGGAAAAGAAAAGUUCCAUUGCAUCUAAGUUAUAGAAUAUUUGAGUCUGAAAGAAAAAAAAGAAAAAUGUCAGAACUGAAUGAUGAGUUUAAACAAGUUUUAUCAUGUAACAAAAUGGAAGUUGAUGCAAAAGAAGAUGAUCAAUUUUCUAAACGUGAAUGGAAAGAAGUUCAGCUGAAAAUUUCUGAAACUGGUGUUAUGAGUGUUACAGAUAUAUCAAAUUUAGAAACCAAGAAGAGUACAAAUGAAAAUGUGAUUAAUCAACAAAUCGAUGAAAAUUGUGUAGUUCCAAGUGUUAAUAAUUUAAACAAUAUAAAUGAAGACAAGAAUUCUAAGAAUAUUUCAAAUGAAAAAAAUAAAAACAGUCAACAAGAAAACGAAAGUGAAAAAAAUCAACAAGAGCCAAUUAAAAUUCAAGUUGAAUCAAAAAGUGAUGAAAAGGAUAUAAAAUCUACAAAGCAACAAAAUGUUGCAAAAGAACCUGUAAAAAAUGGCAGUGAAUUAAAUAUGAGUAAAGAAUCUGUAGUCACGAAUAAAUCAGAACUAUCCCGGAUCAAAAUUGAUUCUUCUUCUGAAAAAUUGUCAAAAACAUCCGAUGAAAAGCUAAGAAAUCUUCAAAUGGAAACAGAUGACUGCUCUGAAAAUAAAGAUAAAUCUAGUAGUAAUAAAUUAGAAAAUAACUCGAAAGCACAAUCACACACAAAUGAAACCAAACCAAACACACAAAGUGCAGGUGCUAAAAUUAAUGCACUUAGUGCUAAACUUCAGGUUCAACCAAAAAUUGGUUCAACAACCAAUUCUGAUGUUAAAAAAUCAUUGCUGGAUAAGCAAAAAUCUGACAACUCAAUAACAAUUCUUGAUGACCCUAAGAUCCCAAACGUUUCUGUAAAAUCGGAAUCGUCAAAAUUAGCGGAAAACAUACCAGAAUCAAAAUUAAAAAAUUCAACUGCAGUGUCUUUAAAUUCAACUUUAGAAAAUGAUAGUCCAACAAGAAGAUCAAUAAAAUCAGAACUGGUUAACAAUCGUAUAGAAAACUCUGAACAUAAAAAUUUAUCUCAUAAAUCUUUAACAACAGAUCAGCAGUUACGCUCUUUACCUGGCAUGCCUCACAUUGGAAAAGAUAUAAUUUGCUCUACAACGUCAUCUGGCUCGUCAGGAUCAGUUGGUAGAUUUAGCAUCCAAACUCCAUCCAUGAGUAUAUACUCCAUUACACCUUCAAAGAAUAAUUCUUUUGCAAGUUCAUCACAGAGUUUCAGUAGUAUUGGGUCCAAACCAGCUUCCUCGAGUGCAAAAGGAAAUCAUGAGAUUCCAAAUAUGUAUUCCACACCUCCCUGUCCAGAUGCUAUACCUAUUUCUCAAAUGAAGUCAAACAGAAAAAAUAACAUUGCUUCGAGUGGUUCCAAGAUUAAUGAUAUUUGUGCUAAGAUUGGAGAGAGCACAAAAGAAAAGAACAAGCUUGAAGCCUCAGGAACUCAAAGAGUAAAGCCAGAUAUACCCGAUUUAUUGAAAAUUUCUAAAUCAACUCCUGAAACUAUAGUACCUACUAAACAUAUACCUAAUAUUCCUAAUAUUUCAAUGUUUAAUGCGGGUACUAAUAAUCAAGUUAUGGCUCUUAUUGAAAAUAAAGACAAAAGGCAAUCCUCAUCAUUGUCACCUGCGCAAGCAGCGUUUUUCGCUCAAGCUGCUCAAAGUGUUCGGAAUUCACCUCAAAAGAAGCAAUCUCAGGCCGUUGGUUACAAAACACUCAGAGAUCCACCAAAAUCUUGGAAUCCUACGUUAUCUAAAAACAAUUAUGUUGCGGUGAAAAAUCAAGCAAAGGAACUCAUGAAUCAAGCACAAAUCAAUUAUGGAUUGACUGAUGGUAUGGAUACUUCUAAGCAAGGAUCAUCAAAACCAGCAAAAAUAUUUAAAAUCAGAAACACUCCACGAUUUUUAGGAAAUCCAGCAUCAGGUGUAAAACCUAUGUAUGGAGUAUCAAAUGAUCAACCAUCACCAAAAGAUAAAGAUCAGGCAUUAAAUCAGAAAUUUUCACAACAUCAAAUACCUAAAGGAAGUGUAAGCAUGAUGAAAAUUGACCAACAAACGAUGCCUCCACUUCUGCCGAAUUCAAAUUCGCCGAUCGGUCCACCUUCGCCAUAUACGCCUAAAUCUACUCGAAAUUAUCCUACCAGUCCUUUUUCUAUAAGGCCAAAUCUUUCUACGAGUAGUAGUGCAAGUGCACCAUUAUCCAAGGGUAACUCUCCAAUCAACAUGCUGUCGACAAAUCCAUUCAUUCCGUCACUUACUCCAAAUACAAACCCAGGACUUAUGUAUUCUCAUUUUCCAACGACAUAUAAAAGUCCAAUUAACCGAUUUACCAAUCCCUUAAUUAGACCCAAUCUGAAUAUACCACCCCAAAGUGCCUUCCACACCAAUCUUCCACCCUCUAUCAGUAAAAUGUACGAACGUUCAAAUUUUUUGAACCAGUCCGCGACUUCACGAGUAGCUGGUGCACUUGCAUAUAAUCAAGCCAGGCUAGCCGCUGCUAUGGCCUCUUCUGCCUCGGUGCACGCUUCCAGCUCUCCAUCUAUAAGUGUGGCUCCCACUACAUCCAAAUCGUCAAAACCAACUUCUAAUUCACCAAAUACCAAUCAAUCGGUACCAGACAGUGUCGGCUUAUUGGGUGGUGCUUUGCAGAUUCCUAAAAACCUUCCGCAACGUGAUGUCAAUGCUUACGAUCUUAGUCGUCUCGACAAUACUUCUUCUAAGCAACAGAUGUCAAGUAACAAAUCAAAGCUAGAACAACAAUUACAGAAAUCUGAAGAACCAAAGCAUGAAAAUACCUCUGAAACCAAUAAUCAGCAGGCUGAAAAAAAGACUGACGGUAAAACCCAAGUUAAACUUAAUGGAGGUAUCGACGUGUCUACUUCCAAUGAUGAAACGUCCAAAAGUAGUGCACAUGAAUCUGAAAAAUCAAAUGACGAGGUAAAAACGUCUGUGAGUGGUGUAAAAUCGCAAUCUUCUACCAGUACUGAAAUGGAAGCAAAAGAUUCUACAAAUACGGCUACAGAAAUAAAACAAAAAAGUGGUAAUGUUGCAGAUGUUGAAUCGGAAAAGGCCAACACCAAAAUUAUCAAUGACCCACAGAAAACUAAGACAGAAUCGUAAAUCGAUCAACAAGACAAAACACAUGUAAAUAAUUGUAUUGUAAAUAUGCAACAAAGGUAAUUUAUUGUUUCUGUUUUAUGGCAAGUGUCUAGCAUUAUAUGAUUGUUUAUUAUGUGAGUGCAACAAUUUAAAAAUUAUUUUAAGCUUAUAGUUAUUGUUUCUGUCAAUUUCUACUUUUAUUCAAAACCACAAAGUCCCAACGUUGCCAGAUUUAAUCAUUCAUCCUGCCAUUAAUUUUAUCAACUAUUUUCAGUCACACUCUUUUAUUUUUAAAAUUUGAGAAAAAAAGAUGUUACUCAAUAUU